AUGACAGAAGGGUUUCAAAAUAUUUCAACUACAGAUAUCACUUGGAAAGAUGUUCAAGAAUACAUAAAUAGUGGUGAAUUAUAUAAAUUAAGAAGAUCUAAAGAUGAAACGAUUAAAUAUAGAGCACAUAAAGAAUUGUUGAAGAAAGAAAACAUUUCAAUAAUUGAUCAUAUUUUACACAAACUAAAUUGGAAUUUAGAUAAUUUAGAAGAUCUUAAUGCUACAAAAUUUCCAAAUGAUAAUGAUAAAUUAAAAGCUUGCUUCUCAGAUAAGGAUUAUUUCAAAUUAUUGCCAAAUGAUUUCCCUUAUAUGUUUGAACCAAAUAUUAUUCAUUUAUUAGUAUGGUCUAAGAUUCGUUUACCAAUUUAUUUAGAUGAUCAUACAGAAGUUAGUAUGGAAAAACAUAAUGACGUUCUUCCAACAAUGAACCCUGAGAUGAAGGAUAAAAUUAAUAAAUUUUUAAUGAAAACUUUACAGAAGAAAUUAGGAUUGGAACCAAUAAAAGAUUAUGUUUGGUUUAUAAAUUAUACUAGUUUACAAAGUAUUAGAGCCAUUUCUCAUAUUCAUUUAUUGAUUAGAUGUGACGAUGUUCCUAUAGAACAUUCUGAAGACACUAAAAAAGCAAUUGAAAAAGUUAUGGAUAAUUUCUUAAACAACGAUAUUUUUGAAACAAUAUAA
This is a messenger RNA of Maudiozyma saulgeensis, 678 nucleotides long. The record is from the annotation of a GenBank genome assembly. Lineage: Eukaryota; Fungi; Ascomycota; Saccharomycetes; Saccharomycetales; Saccharomycetaceae.